CAUCACCAACCAUUCCAUUCUUCACCUUCCAUGGUUACCUUUAACCAAUGUCUUCAUCAUUCUUUCGAAUAUUCCGUCGCCGGACUAACACUUCCGACAGCGCCGACGAACUCGACGUCGACGACAACCCCAUUUCCAACUCAACAGAAUGUUACGCCUGCACACAAGUAGGCGUUCCUCGUUUCCACUCCACCAGCUGUCCAGACCUCCUUCAACAGCUCCAAUGGGAAGCUUCCGCUGGAUCUUCUCUCGUCCCCAUCCGUGACCGUCCCGGCUCCAAAAUCAUCCACAAUCAUUCCACCAACGACGGCCGGAGACGACGGUCUUCGGGGUUCCUCAGCCGUGUGUACGAUCCUCGGAGCAAAAGUGUGCAGAGAUGGAACAGAUUCUUCCUUCUGGCUCGUGGGGUGGCGUUGGCCGUCGAUCCUUUGUUCUUCUACGCGCUGUCCAUCGGCCGCGGUGGGAUCCCGUGUCUGUACAUGGACGGUGCACUGGCGGCGGUGGUGGCGGUGAUGCGGACGUUGGUGGACGCCGUCCAUCUUCUUCACAUGUGGUUGCAGUUCCGGGUGGCUUACGUGUCUCGUGAGUCACUUGUGGUUGGAUGUGGGAAGCUCGUAUGGGACCCACACUCUAUCUCAUCUCACUAUGUUCGUUCACUCAAAGGGUUCUGGUACGACGCAUUUGUUAUACUCCCGGUCCCACAGGCUGUGUUUUGGUUGGUGCUGCCACGGUUGAUCCGUGAAGAGCGAAUAAAGGAGAUCAUGACGACCCUCUUGCUCAUUUUCCUGUUCCAAUUCCUACCCAAAGUCUACCACUCGAUCUCGCUGAUGAGACGGAUGGCCAAAGUCACUGGCUACAUCUUCGGGACCAUUUGGUGGGGUUUCGCACUUAAUCUCAUCGCCUACUUCAUUGCGUCUCAUGUUGCGGGCGGAUGUUGGUAUGUUUUGGCGAUACAACGAGUGGUUGUGUGCCUAAGGAAAAGAUGUAAUAUGAAAAACUCGUGCAAUUUGACUUUGUCAUGUGCGGACGAGAUUUGCUACCAGUUCUUGUUGCCUGAAGGGACGUUUGGAGAUCGUUGUGCUGGAAACUCGACCACGUCCGAGUUUAGAAAGCCUGCGUGUUUAGAUGUAAAUGGCCCGUUUAACUACGGGAUUUACCGAUGGGCGCUUCCCGUGAUCUCUAGCAACUCGCUCACGGUCAAGAUUCUUUAUCCGAUCUUUUGGGGGCUCAUGAGCCUCAGUACAUUCGGGAACGAUCUCGAGCCCACGAGUCACUGGGUCGAAGUGAUGUUUAGCAUUUGUGUCGUGCUAAGCGGAUUGAUGCUCUUCACGUUAUUGAUCGGUAAUAUUCAGGUGUUCUUGCAUGCCGUUAUGGCUAAAAAGAGGAAAAUGCAACUACGAUGCCGCGAUAUGGAGUGGUGGAUGAAGAGAAGACAGUUACCAUCGCUUCUCAGACAAAGAGUCCGUACCUAUGAACGCCAAAAUUGGGCAUUGAUGGGAGGCGAAGACGAGAUGGAAAUGAUCAAAGACUUACCCGAAGGCCUCAGACGCGAUAUCAAGCGUUUUCUUUGCCUAGAACUCAUUCGAAUGGUACCGUUGUUCCACAAUUUAGAUGAUUUGAUUCUCGACAACAUCUGCGAUCGCGUCAAACCGCUCGUUUUCUCCAAGGAUGAAAAGAUCAUACGAGAAGGCGAUCCGAUUCAAAGAAUGGUGUUUAUAGUUCAAGGUCGCGUAAAAAGUACCCAGAACCUAAGUAAAGGAGUAAUCGCUACGAGUAUACUGGAUCCCGGUGGCUAUUUAGGCGAUGAGCUUCUAUCGUGGUGCCUUCGAAGGCCGUUUAUAAACCGGCUUCCGGCAUCUUCUGCCACAUUUACGUGCGUGGAGUCGACGGAAGCGUUCGGGCUCGACGCCAAUCAUCUUCGUUACGUGACGGAUCAUUUUCGAUACAAAUUCGCAAACGAGCGAUUGAAGCGGACGGUGAGAUAUUACUCGUCGAAUUGGCGGACUUGGGCGGCGGUGAACAUACAGUUGGGGUGGAGGCGGUACGUGGCGAGGAUGAGGCGGCCGGUGAGUGAUCGUGUGAGGGAGGAGGAUGGUGGCAGCAACCGUAUGCUCCGGCAGUAUGCUGCCAUUUUCAUGUCAAUUAGACCACAUGAUCAUCUUGAAUAGAAUCCAAUUAUCAUUAAUUCUUGUGAAUUUGUUGAUGCUGAACUUCAUUUUAUUCUAAUAAAAUAAUAAUAAUAAUAAUAAUAUAAAAAAGGUGGAG
This is a messenger RNA of Cynara cardunculus var. scolymus (artichoke), 2265 nucleotides long. Its product is annotated as cyclic nucleotide-gated ion channel 2-like. Lineage: Eukaryota; Viridiplantae; Streptophyta; Magnoliopsida; Asterales; Asteraceae. The record is from RefSeq and is a predicted model, not a curated record. The transcript has 7 exons. The coding region runs from base 48 to 2168 and encodes 706 amino acids.